GUGUCAGUCGAUCGAGGUCCUGGCAAAGAUUGCACCAAAGGGCGACAUCCAGGCGCUCCUCAGUAUGGUCAACUGCCUGGACGACGUGGAUCCAGACGUCCGAGCAACAGCCUUGCGUUGCUUGCCCCGGCUUGCUGCGCCAGGCAGUGGAAGCAGAGUGGUCCUCGAUGUCAUGAUUGGGCGCCUCUCCAGCCCGGAAGGUCAUGUGAGGCACAGCGCCACAAGCCUCUUGCCCUGCCUUGCGCCACGAGGCGACACACCAUCACUGGAUGCAUUGAUGCCGCGCCUACACGACAUCCACAUCGACGUCCGCGUUUCGGCGGCCCACGCCAUUGCCGCGCUAAUGUCACCUGCGGACCGCCAGACUAUGAGAAGACUGGCUGAGAGCCUGGAGGAUGAUCACAAAGCAGUCCGCCGCGCGGUGCUGCAGGCCUUGCUUGCGACGGAUGCCGAACUGGACGAAAAAGCUGUGCAGACUCUGCAGGAGCGCCUGGAAGACGGGUGCUUCGAUGAUGCAUGGCGGCAUGCCCGUGACAGCAUCUUGCGCAACGAUGCACAGCUGGUAUCGCUGGAGUUCGAGCUGCCUGAGGUAGACGAAGUCUCGAGAAGACUUAGGCAAUCGAGCCUUGCUGGGACCCAGCUUGUGGCAUCAGAACAGAAGCAGGCCCAGAGCUGUCAUUCUUACCUCUUCUUUCUCGAUGGUUCAAGAGGUGCCUUGCAAAUCGAAGCCGGGACCGACUUUCACUUCACGCCGGUGCGGCGAGGUGCUGCUGACACGCUGACGUAUAGCCAGACGGUCGCCCCACGCGAAGUCACUUGCUUCGCCCCUCCAGCUCCUGGCACAGCCAAGGGAAUCAGAGAUGAGAAGGUGACACCUGCCGAGUGGUACAGGUCCGAUCCGCAGCCCUCACAGGCUGAGGAGUUGCCUGACUAUCAGAAACGUCCGCUUGAGCGUGACGCGGGAAAUUUUGUCCCUGAGCCGUCUGAUGGCUGGACAUCGCCAAGCCCUGCCAUAGAAGCGGAGGACCAGAUGGUGGGCAUGAUAGCCAGCAUGGAGCCCACCAGGUCCGAAAUCAUUCGGGGCGUCCCUGUGCACUGCGCACUGCAGGGUUGUGGGCAGGCGCUACGUGGGAGGCUGGGUCGGCGAAGAUUAUACCAACUCAGCCGCCCAACAAGACGCAUCGACGAGUUUUGGUCCCACAGCUGGCAUGCAUCUGGCUGGAUGAAGUAUGUCACCGCAUGUUAUUUGAACACUGCCGCCAUCGCGGCUGCCUUCGGCAUGGCGGGAGCCCUCCUGGGCUUCGUCCUGUUUGCCGCAGGGGCCUUGCCUGCGACCGUUGAAAAUAACUUCUGCACCACGCAAUGGGCUGUCUUCAUUGGUGUGACCUUCUAUUGUUUGUCCUUGAUGUGCUGGCGAGUGCGGAGGCUUGUGUUCCUAGACUUGCUUUGCAUAGACCAGGAUGACGAAACUUUGAAGGGCGAGGCCAUGAUCAGCAUGGGCGCAAUCUUGAAGAGCUCAGCAUCAAUGCUCGUUUUGUGGGACCCGAGUUGGGUACAGAGAUUCUGGUGUGUGUUCGAGCUGGCCUCGUUUCUUCGCAGCCGAAAGCACAGCGCAACAGCAAGCCAGCAUCUGAGCAUUCGACCGAACCUCAUGGGACCGGUAUUCUUCGCGGGACAGGCUGGCCUGGUUGUUUUACUUCUUGCAUGGCCACUCUUGAUUGAUGCACUCGGAAGCAGCCUCGAAGCAAUGACAUUGACACUAUCGACAGGCCUCGUGCCGUGUUUCCUUUGUCUUGUCCAUAUUGCCCGAAAUUUUUGUUGCAACCUAGACACGCUACAGCAGCAACUUGCCAAGUUCCGAGUCACGGAUGCGAUGUGCUGGUGCUGCACCGUGGACCACGUGGACGACGAAACUGGCGAGCCUUUGUUUUGCGAUCGUGAGAUCAUGCUGAAAUGUAUCGGAAUCUGGUUUGGAAGCAGUACUGACUUCGAACACUUGGUUCAGGGGCAUGUUCGGACUACACUGCUUCAACGGCUCACGAGUCCAGUGUACCUAUACCAGCAAAUCGUCCUCGCCUGCAGUCCGGUGAUGUGGCUGUUUUGCGAUCGGCUGGCUACCCUCGUCGCCCACGAUGAGGCGCUCUUUGGCGUGCCGGUUCUCCUCGGUGGACUGGCAUGGUGGCUGCUGGUGAUACCCAGCCUCGUCUUGAUGGGUCUUGGCGUUGCCUACAAAUUCCGCGCGAAGCAAGCUUGUUGGGUGCUGGAUUUGCUCUUCAGCCUUGCCGUGUUAGUGGUCCCAUCCGCCAUUCUUGCUGCAUUCGUGUUGCUGUACAUCUUCACCAUUGAGACGGUUUUUCAUUCGUCCGAGUGGUCCAUAGCUGCGCAAAUCAUGGUCCCUGGUAGCUUCAUCAUUGCAUCGGCACUUUUGGCCACAUUCACACAUAAGGUGUUUUGGGUGGCCAAACAUCGUGCCAUUUGCGAAUAG
Molecule: messenger RNA, 2485 nt
Organism: Symbiodinium necroappetens
Lineage: Eukaryota; Dinophyceae; Suessiales; Symbiodiniaceae
Source: the annotation of a GenBank genome assembly